Molecule: messenger RNA, 620 nt
Organism: Dentiscutata erythropus
Lineage: Eukaryota; Fungi; Glomeromycota; Glomeromycetes; Diversisporales; Gigasporaceae
Source: the annotation of a GenBank genome assembly
UCCUUAAUAAAUUACAAUCAGAUACUGCUCGCCUUCACGAAGUGCUACAAUCUUUUGGUGGAAUAUUAAAAAUGUGGGAAGAAUAUCCUGAUGAGGAUUUAGCAAAGUGUAUAAUCUCACGACUAGAACAAAGGUGGAAGCAAUGGGGGCAACCAUUAUUGUUAUUAGCUUUUCUUUUAAAUUCAACAUGGUUUGAGCAUCAACCAACCUGUAUUCUACUUGAGUUUGAAAAAUAUAAAUACCCAUUUGAUUGUUCAACAUAUAAACAAUUUAAAGGAAACAUAUUAAAAUUUUGGGAAUUUGUCUCCCCCUCAACUAAAGAAUUGGGACCUUUAGCUGUACGGCUAUUUGGAAUUUGUAUUAAUGCAGCAUCUGUAGAACGAUUAUGGAGUUUGAUGAGAUUUAUCCAUACUAACCGACGAAGUCGUCUCCAAUUAUCAAGCAUUAAAGUAACUUCUACCACCACUAAUGAAACUAACAAAACUACUAGCACUACUACUGCUAAUCAAACUAAUAGCACUACUACCACUAAUCAAACUAAUGGCACUACUACCGCUAAUCAAACUAAUGAAACUACUGGCACUGGUGAAGCAACUUUAGAAAAUAAAUCUCCUAUAUGA